This is a messenger RNA of Polistes canadensis, 4860 nucleotides long. It is a transcript of the gene Sec24CD, whose product is annotated as protein transport protein Sec24C. Bases 241 to 4629 code for a protein of 1462 amino acids. Gene Ontology annotation, biological process: COPII-coated vesicle cargo loading; endoplasmic reticulum to Golgi vesicle-mediated transport; intracellular protein transport. Gene Ontology annotation, molecular function: zinc ion binding; SNARE binding. The record is from RefSeq and is a predicted model, not a curated record. NCBI's taxonomy places the organism in Eukaryota, Metazoa, Arthropoda, Insecta, Hymenoptera, Vespidae. Gene Ontology annotation, cellular component: endoplasmic reticulum exit site; COPII vesicle coat. The transcript has 16 exons.
CGCAAUGCGACCUUACGUGGCAUCGGCAGCAGUUACUCUUGGCAGAGGAGUGGAUGUUCUUCGUUUAAGUGUAAACAUUCGAGUGAAGAUAUUAAGUUUUGUUAUGAUUUAAAUGCGUUUAAUCACGUAAGUGGGCAUUUAGAAACUUAAAACAUACGAUAAUUCUCUCAUUCUACUGAUUGUACUCGAAUUCGCAAGACAUAACUAACGCAACGUAUAGGUUAUAUUACAACGUAAGAAAUGUCUGGGCCAUCCAUUAAGGGACAGCAGUAUCCCCCUAUACCAAGACCGCCAAAUCCAGGACAUCACUAUUCUGAACCGGCUAAUAUUAAUGCGCCACCAUUAUCUGGCCAACCAAACAUGUUUCCACCACCGUUAUCGAAUCAACAGAAUUAUAGUAAACCACCGCUUACCAUGAUGGGACAACAGAAUUUUUCUGGCUUGCAACCGUCUGGGUAUCAAAUGCAAUCCAACAUUCCACCUCCGAUGACAAAUACAUCUGGUCCGCCAAAACCUCCUAUGUAUUCUAUACCACCUACUACUCACGGACAAUUAUCGAACUCUCCUGUAACAAAUCAGCCUCCAAAAUGUCUCAGUCCAAUGUCGCAUAACAAUCAAAAUAUGCUAUCUAAUGCUUCUGCUUCGUUGUCAUCUAAUAGUCAAAAUUUAAUGUCUAAUACGGCAUCAGCAAUGCCACCUACCAGUCAAAAUUCAAUGUCCAAUGCUUUGCCACAUAUGCCGCCUAGCAGCCUAAGCAUGAUGUCUAAUAUUUCGGCAAAGAUGCCUCCUAGUAAUCAGAACGUUAUGUCCAAUAUGGCACCGCAAAUGCCACCAAGUAAUCAAAGCACUAUAUCCAGUACUUUGGCUCAAAUGCCACCGAGUACUCAAAGUAUGAUUCCUAAUACUAUGGCACAAAUGCCACCAAAAAAUCCAAAUCUGAUCAAUGCUUCGGCUCAUAUACCAACACAAAGUUCUCCAAACAUGAUGUCUAAUGUUUCUCAUCAAAUACCACCCAGUUCACAAAAUUUAUUAUCUAAUUCUGGGUCUGAAAUGCCAGCCAGAUCACAGAGCAUGAUGUCUAAUACUGCUCCUCAAAUACCACCUAGUUCACAAAGUCUCAUGUCUAAUUCUGGGUCCGAAAUGCCACCCAAAUCACAGAGCAUGAUGUCUAAUACUGCUCCUUCAAUGACACCAAGUUCACAAAGUUUAAUGUCUAAUUCUGGAGCUGAAAUGCCACCUAGAUCGCAGAGCAUAAUAUCUAAUACUGCUCCCCAAAUGCCACCAAGUUCACAAAAUCUAAUGUCUAAUUCUGGGUCAGAAAUGCCACAGAGAACGCAAAGUAUGAUGUCAAAUACUGCUCCGCCAAUGCCACAGAGUUCACAAAAUCUUAUGUCUAGCUCUGGAUCUGAAAUACCACAAAGGUCACAGAGCAUGAUGUCAAAUACCGCUCCUCCAAUGCCACAGAGUUCACAAAAUCUAAUAUCUAAUUCUGGAUCAGAAAUGCCACCCAGAUCACAGAGCAUGAUGUCAAAUACCGCUCCUCCAAUGCCGCAGAGUUCACAAAAUCUUAUGUCUAGUUCUGGAGCUGAAAUGCCACCCAAAUCACAGAGCAUGAUGUCUAAUACGACAACACAAAUGCCACCUAGUUCAACAAAUCUUAUGUCUAAUUCUGGAGCUGAAAUGUCACAGAGAACGCAAAGUAUGAUGCCUAAUAUUUCGGCACAAAUGCCUCCCAGAUCACAAAAUAUAUCUAAUACUUCGGCUCACAUGCUACCAAGCUCACAAAAUAUGAUGUCUUGCACUAUGGCUCAAAUGCCACCAAGCUCACAAAAUAUGAUGUCUAGUACUAUGGCCCAAAUGCCACCAAGCUCACAGAAUAUGAUGUCUAACACUAUGGCUCAAAUGCCACCAAGCUCACAAAAUCUAAUGUCACACAAUGCUCCACCUUCAAUGCCACCUAGUUCUCAGAACAUGAUGCCAAGUGCUUUGGCUCCAAACCAUCCUCCUAUGUAUCCUGUAGAACAAAGCGGACAAAGUCAUAUGCCACCUUUACCUGGUUAUCCUUUGCCAAAAUCAGGACGAUAUCCUACUGCUCCUCCAAUGUCUGGGCAAGCAAUAACAAAUCCUGGUCUUAAUCGUCCAAUGCCUUCACCUAUGACCAACUAUCAACAAGGAGGUUAUCCUCAACCGGGAUAUCACAAUCAAACGGAUAUGUAUGCAAGUCAAAGAAAUCCUUAUCAAAGCGGUCCGAUGGGUUCUACAGAAAGUUAUCAACCAGGCAUGCAACCACAACAAGCCAGACGUUUAGAUCCAGAACAAAUGCCAAGUCCUAUACAAGUUAUACAAGAUGAUCAAUGUGCAAAAGGUGGUGUGUUUAUUACAAAUCAAAUAGGAUUGGUUCCACCAUUAGUUACUACUAAAUUUGUAACACAAGAUCAAGGAAAUGCUUCCCCCAGAUAUAUUAGAUCAACAAUGUAUACUGUUCCCACUAAUGCAGAUAUUUUAAAACAGACUAUGGUCCCUUUUGCUUUAAUAAUAAAUCCAAUGGCACGUGUCGAAGAAGGAGAAUAUGAACCACCGAUUGUAGAUAUGGGAGAAAUCGGCCCAGUUCGUUGUGUACGAUGUAAAGCAUAUAUGAGCCCAUUUAUGCAGUUUAUUGAUGCUGGACGUAGAUUUCAGUGCAUGUUUUGUAGAGCCAUAACUGAAGUUCCAGCUGAAUAUUUUCAACAUUUGGAUCACAGAGGUCAACGUAUGGAUCGUUAUGAAAGACCUGAAUUAAUGUUAGGAACAUACGAAUACAUUGCUACAAAAGAAUAUUGCAGAAAUAAUGUUCUUCCAAAACCACCAGCAAUUGUAUUUGUGAUCGAUGUUUCAUAUAAUAUGAUUAAAUCAGGCUUAGUAAAUUUAUUAUGUGCAGAGAUGAAAUCAAUAAUAAAACAUUUGCCGGUCGAUGUGGAUCAAGUUAAAUCAAAUAUGAAAGUUGGUUUCAUAACAUACAAUAACACAGUACAUUUUUAUAAUGUUAAUCCUUGCCUUACUCAACCACAAAUGAUGGUUGUGGGUGAUGUCCAAGAUGUAUUUAUGCCCCUUCUCGAUGGAUUCUUAUGUGACAUCGAUGAAAGCGAAGUUGUUAUUGACAGCUUAAUGGCACAGAUACCUGCAAUGUUUGCGGAUACACGUGAAACGGAAACUAUUCUUGCACCAGCGAUACGAGCUGGACUUGAGGCAUUGAAGGCUUCAGAAUGCGCAGGAAAAUUAAUAGUAUUUCAUUCGUCUUUACCUAUUGCCGAGGCACCAGGAAAAUUGAAAAAUCGAGAUGAUCGCAAGUUACUUGGUACUGAUAAAGAAAAAUCUGUAUUAGCUCCACAAAACAACGUUUAUAACAAUUUAGGACAAGAAUGUGUCGAUGUUGGAUGUAGCGUUGAUCUUUUUAUUUUUAAUAAUUCUUAUGUGGAUAUAGCAACUAUUGGUCAAAUAUGUAGGCUUACUGGAGGUGAAGUUUAUAAAUAUACGUAUUUUCAAGCUGAUGUUGAUGGUGGCAGAUUGGUAUCAGAUAUUAUUACCAAUAUCAGUAGACCGAUUGCUUUCGAUGCGCGUAUGCGUUUACGUACUUCUACGGGUGUUAGAGCUACUGAAUUCUAUGGACAUUUCUUCAUGUCAAAUACCACGGAAAUGGAGUUAGCUAGUAUAGAUUGUAAUAAGGCUGUUGCUGUUGAAAUUAAACACGACGAUAAAUUAGCGGAAAACGAAGGUGUAUAUAUACAAGCGGCUUUAUUAUAUACUUCUUGCGGAGGAGUUAGACGAUUACGUAUUUUAAAUCUCAGUUUAAAAAAUUCUUCUCAAAUAACUGAGUUAUAUCGUACUUGCGAUCUAGACGCUAUUGUUAAUUAUUUCUCCAAACAAAGUGUUUUUAAAUUAAUCGAAUCAACACCAAGAGUCGUCAAAGAUAAUUUGAUUUCAAGAUGCGCGAACAUGCUUGCAGCUUAUAGAAAAAAUUGUGCUAGUACGUCUAAUGCCGGUCAAUUGAUAUUACCGGAAUGUAUGAAGUUGCUACCAUUGUACGUUAAUUGCAUAUUAAAAAGUGAUGCGAUUACUGGUGGUUCAGAUAUGACUAUAGAUGAUAGAUCAUUUGUUAUGCAAGCGGUUGCUACAAUGCCUGUUUCAAUAUCUGUUGUUUACAUGUAUCCCAGAUUACUUCCUUUACAUGAUAUUGAUCCGGAUAAUACAGAACUACCACAAAUGUUACGUUGUUCUUUCGAUAAAUUUACUGAAGACGGAGCUUACUUACUUGAAAAUAGUGUGCAUAUGUUCUUAUGGUUAGGCGUAGCGCUUUCUCCAUUAUGGGUGAAGGCAGUCUUUGAUGUAAUAUCUGUAAUUAAGGUUGAUACAGAUCGCACUUCACUGCCAAUAUUGGAUAAUCCAUUAAAUAAAAGAAUAAGAGAAAUAAUUGAUCAAGUAAGGCACGAGAGACACCGUUGCAUGAGGUUAACGAUAGUAAGACAGAGGGAAAAGUUAGAGAUGGUAUUACGUCACUUCUUAAUAGAGGAUAGAGGAAAUGAUGGAAGUCCGAGUUACGUUGAUUUCCUUUGCCAUAUGCACAAAGAAAUACGAGAGCUUCUUAAACCAUAAAAAAUUGAUUCGACAACGACAACAGCAACCAAAACUGGAUUGUAUAUGUUACGUUUUGAAAACUUCUAUUAUUCCGCGUACGUCCAGCUGUGAUUCUUGUCAUAAGAUCUUUUUUUUUGUGCCAAGGAUCGAUUCGAGAUCACGAAAAUAAUUAUGGGAUUUGAUGAAAAGUUAGUGAGAAUUGUCACGCAUGAUAUUUUAUUGGUGUAAUCGUGUGUGUUGUAAAGAAAA